This is a messenger RNA of Mesocestoides corti, 1140 nucleotides long. Lineage: Eukaryota; Metazoa; Platyhelminthes; Cestoda; Cyclophyllidea; Mesocestoididae. The record is from the annotation of a GenBank genome assembly.
UUCUCUCUUGAUUCUGUGAGUGGCACGUCAUCGUGGACAUACUACACGCAAGAUUACUAUUGCAGCUACUUUAAGACACAGCGCAUCCUCAUUGGCCACCCAAGUGUGAACAACAAACCUUCACUUCCUUCGGUAUUCUACUACAGCGAGUUCCUUGGUAGCUCGGUUUAUCGAGGUGAACUCGGUGAUCUUUACAGCACAUUGUUCGCUGGCGACGUCUUGCCCACCAUGCAGGUACACCCGGAAUCCAGACAAACCUCCUCUCUUUGUCCCUGGUACCACUUUUGCCACAAUUCUUACUCCUCCUCCUCAUGUGCCACGAAUUCUGUCUUCGAUCUGAACAAUCUGUUCACAUACACGGAACCACGGAGACCUUCGUUGACUGCGGACUUUUGUCCGUGGUCCAUGCUGGAAGGACGAGGUACUCUAGACCUCUUUGGUGGAUUGUUUUGUGAAAAAGGAAUCUAUCCUUGUGGAAGUGAGUUUUCUCUUGAUGACGAUGAUGUAGAAAAUCUGGGAAGUGACAGCGUUGUCGAUGCAGAACUGGAAUAUUCAUCUGGAAUUGUCGAAUCAAGUGAAUUGGCUUUCGAUGCUAAAUACAAAGGUGAAGAAGAAAGCAAUCGUGAUGACGUAGAACUGCAGCCUGCUUUGGAAGCUGAAAUGCAAAAUAUGCCCGUCAAUGGAGCUUUGUCACCGACUUCGUCGACAACUUAUCACCGAAUACCAUCCGAAUCCCUACUUUGCCAAUACUCCUGGACUUGUUCUUUUGAUUUCCAUGAAGCCGCCAAAUCAAUGAACUCUAAGUUGCUACCACGGUGGCAUUGGAUGUUUCGUCAGACACGGUGGCCUCUUCGAUUUGCGCCGCAACAGAAUAUCGAGCUGUCUAUGAAUGGAAUCAGAAUCCCACCUUGGCGAGCGAGUGCCGGACGACUGCUGUCGGAUGUCAUUAGAUUUUGUUCUGCACAUCGUGAGGUGAAGAACCUUGUUCUUCUUGACCCCAUGGCUUUGUCACCGCUGUCGCCACUGCUCAAUUUGAUGCGACACUCCGUGGAAGCAAAAGCUCACCUGACUGGUAUUCUGUGGAUGACCCCAAUUGACGCCAUUUCCCCCUUCUACCGCGUUCCCAUUCCUCGUCAAGAG